GAUACAUAAGCAACGAUGGCGAAGUGGUUCAAAGAUUUCCCCAUCAACCUGAAGAACGGUAACGAGAGGAUACGCUCUGCCUCGGAAUCAAGCUCGCACGCUCGGUCCAAGCCUGGAGCCGCAGCCAGCUUGGGCACCAAAGCGGGCACUAAGGGCAGCCAGCGCAAGUACUCCGGAGCUGAGAGUGGCGGCGGGAUGGCUUCGCUUCUGUCCGUCAGAAAUCGGAAAAAUUCGGCAGUGGAAUUGGGACGGAACGGAGCUAAUACCGGCGGUUCGAUUAAAGACGGGAAGGUCUGGGAGAGUCUCAUACCCGGGAAGAGUCGCAAAAACCAGCUCAAACUCGACCCAGGAACGGAGGAACAACGGCCACUUAAAAGCUUGAGUUCAUCAAACGCAUACAUUAGUCGGCUGAUAAAGGUAGACAAACUGGACAAAAACCUGAAUUACAAUAGCGGUACCGGAGGUCCAGUGGUACAGGAAAACGAAAAAGGAAAGGGGACUCGCAAAUCAGAAACGGUGAUCAUCCUUGAAGACUACUCUGACCCCUUUGAUGCUCAGAAGACCCGGGAACAGAGGGAGGCAGAGCGCGUGGGAGAAAAUGAUGGAUAUGUGGAGCCGUACGAUGCCCAGCAGAUGAUAACAGAAAUUCGACGGAGAGGAUCCAAGGACCUGUUGAAGAUUUGUGUCCAGACGGAGGGUGGGGAGGGGCCCACUGAGGAGGCUCGGCCACCCCCAGCUCCCCAGAUAUAUGAUGUCCCGUACGAGGGGGACACAGAGGAUCUAGGAGGUGCGGGCGAGUAUGAGCUACCUUGGGAGUGGACGAAGGAACAGCUAAUGAAGACACAGCCAGGCAGCCCCACCACUGUCAGGGAAGAGCUUCCACAUCCAGGCCGCCACCAGCACCUGCGGCAGAAGAGCUGGAGCCAAAAGAUCUUGAAAAGCUCGCUGACCUCCGGCUCGGAGUCAGAGGCGAACCCGGUCAACCCCACUCUGCCUUUGGAGAAGCAGUGCUGGUACCAUGGCUGCAUGACGCGUCAGGAGGCUGAGGCCCAGCUGCAGGCCUACAAGGAGGCCAGUUUCCUUGUAAGAAACAGCGAGUCAGGCACCAGCAAGUACUCUAUCGCCCUCAAGACAAGUCAGGGCUGUGUGCAUAUCAUUGUGGCUCAGACCAAGGAGAGUGGAUACACCCUGGACCAGAGCAGCUGUGUGUUUCCCAACAUUCCUGAGAUGGUCCACCACUACUGCACCCAACAGCUGCCCUUCACCGGGGCCGAGCACAUGAACCUGCUGCACCCGGUUCCCCGUCUGCACUAACGUGCCUGCAGAAGCAGCUGGAUCUCACAAAAGCAGCUGCACUUACUAUCUCCCUGUCUGUCUCUGUAGGUUGAAUGCUGACUCUAAAUGCAAGGCUGUGGCUUUUAUCUUUUAGACCCACUCUGUAUGUCCUUCAUACAUUUACCACACCCACUGCCUCAGAUACCUCUUUUCCACUAGUGCUGUGCUAUUUCUGGUCUGGGUGCCAACAGGGAACUAGUUCUCAGGCUCAAGUGGCAUGACCUGAGAACCAGCCCGCGUUUCCACUGGUUAAAAUAACAUUUGUAACAGACGCCGAUUACUCACACAACAAUGGGCACGUAACAGUUUUGAGUUUGUUAAAUAAUGUUUUUUUGAUGGAGAAUGUUUAGGGUAAUGCUAACUUAAGUGAUACUUAAGUUAGUGAUUAAAACAAUCUUAUAACAGAACAUUAGCUAGCUAUAUUACAAACCAUUACUAAUUAAUAUUUAUAAUGAAUUAUUUGCUGGAUUUUUGCUGUGUAGAUUUCGCAGUUGUACAGAAGACGGGCAUUACCCAUCAUCCAGAUAUCAACGAACAAGCCAUUGAUGGGAUACAGUAGUCUGUGGAUUCAGUCGGACACUGUUCGUCCAAAACAUCAGUUUCUUACAGUCAUUUGACUACAUAUAUUACUGUCUCAAACAUAUACAAGGGAGAGCAAACACCAGUUUUUGAUUAUGUGUGCCUGUAAGGAAAAGUGUUACAUUUGCACAUUGGAGGCUGUCUACUGUGGGGCAUUUAAAUGUCUUCCAUCCCAUGCUGCCUUGUGAGAGUUUUUUUAAUUUGCUAACAAUUUGCUCCAUACUACAAAUGUCACCCACUUUCUCCAGCUCUACUUUAAUUUCUGCAUGUUUUCAGCAAACACUAAAGUGUAAAAAAAACAUCAAACACUGGUGAAGUUUACAGUGCAUCGUAGCCCCUCCCCACACACGUGCCAACAUCACGGGUUCGCAAUUUCAAACCGACAAUUUUGUAGCGUUGUGCCGGAGGCAGAUUUUCAGGCAUGGCACCAGAUAAUUGGAAGUGGAAAAUUAGGUUCCGGCUAGGCACCAGCAAUGUAUUAAUGGAAAAGGGCUAAGACAGUGGCUUAGACCCCCUAAGAGCACCACCCUCUUUAAUAUGGGGCCAGAGAGGAAGGGCAGUAAAGAUGGGCAGUUGGCCUUGAAUCUGGUUCUGCCUAAUCAUAUGGAAAACAUGUCAUUGUUCUCUAGCCCAGUGUAAGUGUGUCAGUUUAAUAUGUUCACAAGGUAUUUUCAGGCCAUAUGCAAGGGACCGGCUCUGUCUUGCUGUUUGUGUCCCCGUUUUGAACUUCACUCGCUCUCUUAUUUCUCAUCCAUCUUCCUUCACUAAGAGCUCGGAAAGCUUUUUAAUGGGAAUUUUAUAUGUUAGAAAUGUUUGUUAGAGAUUAAACUACAAUAAAUUACAUUUUUUAAUGUGCAAAA
Messenger RNA from Brienomyrus brachyistius, 2774 nucleotides. Its product is annotated as SH2 domain-containing adapter protein E-like. The transcript is spliced from 6 exons. Lineage: Eukaryota; Metazoa; Chordata; Actinopteri; Osteoglossiformes; Mormyridae. The record is from RefSeq and is a predicted model, not a curated record. Gene Ontology annotation, molecular function: phosphotyrosine residue binding. The coding region runs from base 16 to 1314 and encodes 432 amino acids.